AUGGGCGACUUCCCCUGGAUGGAAUCCCUGUUGAAUGGCAAUCAGUGGCCUCCCGAUGAUCCUGAUUGGGUGCUCGAGGCUGUCGACGCGUAUAUGGUCCAUUUGGACGUUCCCAUGCCAGCUCGAAUAUCGAAGCUGACCCCGGAUGACGAAGAUAAGCAGACGCGGGCUGCUAUGGCGCUCGCCGCGGUUGCUACAGGGCUGGAGGAGGCGACGCGAUCCGAAUGCUUGAAACGUGUCGACGAGCAUCUGGAGCCCAUCUUUUCUUGGAUGCACUGGCUUGCUCGGGCGAGCGAUACGCGUGUCCUCAACCAGGCUUUGAAAAUCAUGGUUGUUGGUCUCAGUAUCCCCACCGAAGACACUCGCCUCGUGGUCGCAAGGCUCUGCUGCUCGCCUUGCGUUAUCGACGCCCUGAUCGCCCUCUUCGAGACGUCGGUGGACCCAGAAGACCAGGAUUUCUUCGACGAGGGACUUCUAUUCGCCUUGUCCUGCGCAAUACAACACCGGGCAUCCCGGACUCUUCUCUACGACAAGCUACUCUCAUUCCCACCAUCUCGCACACAGAACUUCGCAGCCAAGGUGGUCUCUCUGAUCGACUCCUACGAAGCUUGCGUAGACGGCGCUCCAGGGAACGACCGCAAUGGAUUGGAUCUUUAUGACAUGUUCAAGGCCAUAUUCGCGAUCCUCAACCAUAUUUCCAGCGAAUGGCGAUUGAGCAGCUAUUUCCUUCGCGAAUACUAUGUCGGGAGGUAUUUCGAAGCUCUUGCCAGGACCCUGCCUAGAAUCGGGAAACUGUUCAAGCAAUUCGACCAACCAGCGCUGGUGGAUACGUACGUCGCCAACAUUAUGCUUUGGGUGGACGCCCAGCGGGGGUACGCGUACCAGGUCGCGCACGAUCUAGUUGACGCGGGCCUUCUGCAAUACAUCGCCGAUCGACUCGAUAGUCUGGAACCUGGAUCGGAGGAGGACAUCCAGAUGCUGGACCAGAUGGUCACCCACCUUAUCGGUUACAUGCGUUCGGCGCGCGUUUGGUGGAUAUUGGAUUACCGCUUCAAUCUAGUUCCAGAGAAUCUCCGCAAGCGCCUCUCAUCGCCUGAACACCCAGGCUUUCCAAUCUGGACACGGUUGAGUGCGUUCAUCACAGUGCAUUUCCGCGGAACGGCGGGCACUUCCAAGGCGAUGUUUCAGUAUCCGAUCUAUUGCCAGAACCUAAAGGUGUGUUGUCGUAUGUUCUGCGACAUCGUCUUCUGA
Molecule: messenger RNA, 1251 nt
Organism: Coprinopsis cinerea okayama7#130
Lineage: Eukaryota; Fungi; Basidiomycota; Agaricomycetes; Agaricales; Psathyrellaceae
Exons: 1
Coding region: 1-1251 (416 amino acids)
Source: RefSeq, a predicted model, not a curated record